Python bivittatus (Burmese python) is the source of this 2132-nucleotide messenger RNA. It is a transcript of the gene HOXB5, whose product is annotated as homeobox B5. The record is from RefSeq and is a predicted model, not a curated record. Gene Ontology annotation, cellular component: nucleus. Gene Ontology annotation, biological process: anterior/posterior pattern specification; regulation of transcription by RNA polymerase II. NCBI's taxonomy places the organism in Eukaryota, Metazoa, Chordata, Lepidosauria, Squamata, Pythonidae. Gene Ontology annotation, molecular function: DNA-binding transcription factor activity, RNA polymerase II-specific; RNA polymerase II cis-regulatory region sequence-specific DNA binding.
CUCAAGCACAGGGGUUAUAACGACCACGAGCCCCACAAAUCAAGCCCUCCAAAAUACAAACCCAAAUGAGUUCUUACUUUGUAAACUCGUUCUCAGGACGCUAUCCUAAUGCCCCAGACUAUCAGCUGUUAAAUUAUGGGGCCGGCAGUUCCAUGAACGGAUCUUAUAGAGAUCCAGGCAACAUGCACGCCGGCUCUUACGGGGGAUACAACUACAAUGGAAUGGAUCUGAGCAUCAGCCGUUCAGCCUCCUCCUCCAGCCACUUUGGAGCGGUUGGGGAGAGCUCUCGCGCCUUCCCUGCCCAAGCAGCGCCCGAAAGCAGGUUCAGACAGGCGUCCAGCUGCUCCUUGUCCUCUCCCGAAUCCCUCCCUUGCACCAGCAGCACCAGCACCGGCAGCAGCACCGGCGGCGGCGGCGGCGGCGGCGGCAGCGGCGGCGGCGGCGAAAGCCAUGGAGGGAAGGCAGCCGGGUCCUCCCCCGCCGAGCAGGCAGCCUCUGUCGGCGCUGCCAGCGCCACCGCGUUUGCCGAGAUAGACGAGACCAGCGCGUCCUCGGGAACCGAAGAGAACGGCUCCCAAGUCAACAGCAACGGCGCCCGAGCUCAGGCGGAGCCGAUCGCCACCUCCACGCCGGCCACGGAAGGACAAAGCCCGCAGAUAUUCCCCUGGAUGCGAAAGCUGCACAUUAGCCACGAUAUGACCGGACCGGAUGGCAAACGAGCCCGAACGGCGUAUACUCGCUACCAGACCUUGGAGCUGGAGAAGGAGUUUCACUUUAACCGCUACCUCACCCGCAGAAGGCGAAUAGAAAUUGCCCACGCUUUGUGUCUCUCCGAAAGACAGAUAAAAAUCUGGUUCCAAAACAGGCGAAUGAAGUGGAAGAAAGAUAACAAACUCAAAAGUAUGAGCUUAGCGUCUGGUGGCAGCGCUUUUCAGCCAUAAAUUAUAUCAAGGAGGAAUAUUAAGAAAUAGGAAGGAGGGGGGGCAGGAAGUAAGAAAGUUUAAAACAAGCAAGCAAACGAAAAGCAACAGCCAGAUUUGUUUUUGUUAAGUUUGGAGUACUGUAAAGUGAAGCACUUUCCAUUCAGCAUGCUGUUGAUUUUUUAAAUUAUUAUUAUUAUUAUUAAUAACAACAACAACAACAAUAAUAAUAAUAAUAAUAAACCAUUUCUGUGGGUACUAUUAUUCCAAGAUUGUGUCCUUUGCUGCGAUCGUCCCCCUUUAAAUUAAAAGAUAAAACCCAGAGGCUUCUUUAAUGCUUUAGAUGUUCUCAAUGUUUGUGUCUGUGCUAUAAUGAUGCUUUCUGGAAGAAGUUAGCAUGUCCUUUUCUUUUCUUUUCUUUUCUUUUUUCUUUUCUUUUCUUUCUUUCUUUCUUUCUUUCUUUCUUUCUUUCUUUCUUUCUUUCUUUUAAUGUGUGCUUUUUAAAUGUUAUAACUUAUUUAUAAGACAGUAUGGGGAAGGAAGGAUGGGUUCUUAAAAGUUCACAACUUUGUGGGGAAUCCUACCUCUUUUCCUUCUACUCAAGUCGGGGGCUCCUGCAGUUCAGUAGCAGGGAAGAAAAAAAAGAAAGAAAAUUAAAAACCAUCAACCACAACAAAUGUUUUUUUUGUUUUGUUUUAAAGUAUAUCUCUCUAUAUAAACUCAUGUAUCUGUCUUUGAAAUUGUCAAGUCUGUGAUUUGAUUCCUGGCCUUGUUUUUAUCCCAGGCCAGUUCUGAAACUUUCUUUCUUUCUUUUUUAAAUAAAUGUGAGUGAAGUUCACUUUAAAAGGGUAUAUGAUUGGACCAACCAUAGUAUGUUUAAAAUGUUUGUAAAUACUAGAAAUAUUUCUACAGUGACUAAUAGGAAGUUUUAGUGGGCAGGGUGAAUUCAGUGUUCUGUGUGUCUGAAAUGGCAUUUGUCAUGUCUGGCUGCCUGUUCCCAUCUUUGCCAAGACGCUGUUCGCAUCGGUUUGUAGCCUUAACUUGAAGUCAAAUAAACGUUUCUCCUGGCCAGAAAAAUAGUGCCCUUCUUUGCAUUUCUUUAUUCCGCAAUAUUCACAAGUCACAGCAUUAAAGUUACUCAUCAGCAAAAUCUGCAUUUUAAAAAGACACCCAGAGAGAAAGUGUGUUCUGUUCACUCGCGGCAUGACCCAG